Messenger RNA from Paracoccidioides lutzii Pb01, 714 nucleotides. RefSeq lists its product as hypothetical. The record is from RefSeq and is a predicted model, not a curated record. Bases 1 to 714 code for a protein of 237 amino acids. The transcript has a single exon.
AUGGAGUCCACGCCUGAGGUCGCCCAGCAGAGGCAAGGUUGCCCUGCACAGGACCUUACGCUCGAAGUGGACUUUUCCUGGAAACGAUACAAAUCACUCAUCACCGAGAAGGACAACCCGCAAUCCCCUCCACUCUAUAUCGUCGACUACAGAGCCACGAAGCCACACCUCGCCUUCAGAGCUGGUGAGGACCAACCCCCCUUUGCCACAGGAAGCCUUCGCACCGUCUCCAUCAAUGCCGAUUGCCAGAUUCGCGGUCGCACAAUCACUCUCAAGGCUCUCAAGCGCUUCAGGACGGAGUAUACGCAUCUCUCGUACGCCUUCGCCAAGGGCAGCAUCAACAGUGCUGCGCCCGAACCCGUGCCCAUGACUUGGACCAGCUCGAGCGGCUUCAAGACCUGGGACUUCAUCUGUCUCGACGAGAAACAGAUGCCUCUGGCGAAGUUCUCCGCAAACGCCUGGUCGCUGAAGAAGGUGGGCAACAUUACGUUGAUCGGAUCGAAUAUCGCUGCAGCGACCGGCAGCGACACCAUCAGCGACGCUGUGAGAGAAGAGAUUGUCGUUACGGGAUUGACGCUGUUCUAUUGCAUGGUGCUUCGGAGUACCAGCAUUUUGUCGUUUUUCGGCGCCAUCUUUUCGCGACCUGGUCAUGAUGAGAGGGAGAAGGAGAGGGAGAAGGAUGGGUCCAUAGCAGCGCCUGCUGCGGAGCAGUAG